Molecule: messenger RNA, 1323 nt
Organism: Diutina rugosa
Lineage: Eukaryota; Fungi; Ascomycota; Pichiomycetes; Serinales; Debaryomycetaceae
Exons: 1
Coding region: 1-1323 (440 amino acids)
Molecular function (GO): protein binding
Source: RefSeq, a predicted model, not a curated record
AUGCGGUAUCAAUUCAUUUCGCGUCGGAAAGUUUUGAAAGCUGAACCCACGCCGGAUUAUCCACCCGCCCAUAUUCAUCUGCUUCCCCCAGAAAUCCUUACAGAGAUUUUCGGACAUGUCAAUUCAAAGCCCGGCCUUGUCAACUUGGGUCAAACAUGUCGACGAUUUCACCAGCUUACAGUCAAACACAUCUAUCGUGAGCUUGAUUUCAACGCUAUCAAGUUCAUAGAAUUUGGGAUCAAUCACCUACCUUUACCAAAAAAAAGAGGGAUCAAAGAGUCCAGCUCCUGUAUCAACGUUAUAAAGCUGAUAACAAUAACUAAACCACCUAUACCAAAUGUUCAGCGAUCCAUAAAAAUAGCUGGGUCCUACAAUAUUGAAACCCUGGAUGACAAUCUGACCUACAAUACGUUUGUGCAAGUGUUUCGACUGUUGCUUACUGAGUCAUACAGUAUCCAAAAAAUCACCCUAGAUGAAGUUGCACCUAAUUUUGCAUUUCCAUCUGACACAUCACGAAAAUCAUCUUCAUCAGUCUUUCGCAAACCGUCAAAGCAAAUACGACGGCAUCUUCCACAUUUGACACUCAAAACACAAUCGGGAUGGACGUUACCCGCUCGUCUCAAUCAAUUUUCUGCUAUAUUCGACUAUUUCGAUGAGAUUGACCAUUUGGAACUCGUUAAUUUCAUCAUCGACGAUGAUUUCGACAACGCAACCAUCGUUAAGACAGCCGUUAUUAAAAAGGUAACCUUUUCGGGUUGCAAGUAUUCUGCCAAAAAAAGAAAAGUAAUUCCCUUGCUUUCGAGUUGCAAUACUAUUUCACUCGAGCGGAUCGGAGCUCAACGUGACUUGUCUUUGAUUGACUACGUAAGGGGUCUGACGGAUUCACUCCUGGAUUUGGAAAUUGAUAUGGAUUCGGCACUAUUCUAUAACAUCAUCGGGGGGAAUAAGGUCCUCAACUUUUCGAAAUACAAUCCAUUCUUUAGACUUGUUUGUUCAGGCGAGGGUCGAUACGCUACAUUAAAGCAUGUAUUCCUCAAAAAUUUCGACAUCUCUACGUGUGUUGAGAAAAAUUUCCUCGAGCAGGAUGAUUGGGUGAUUGAUGAUCAAGGCCUUGGGGGCUUUUUGCGCGAUAUGGGCAUUGUCAAACGUUUGACCAUCCAGAUCAAGUCUAACAAGGUCUGUCUCAAGUGUGGCCACAUCAACGAGGAUGCAAGCGUCGAGCACAAAGUAUGGCAUAAGAUUUUCAAGCAACUUGAGGGCACCAAUUUAACGAUAUGGGGUCCCAAUCGUUUAAUUUACAAGAAUUUUUCGACAAUUCUGUGA